Messenger RNA from Cynocephalus volans (Philippine flying lemur), 3581 nucleotides. RefSeq names its product sideroflexin 5 (gene SFXN5). Lineage: Eukaryota; Metazoa; Chordata; Mammalia; Dermoptera; Cynocephalidae. The coding region runs from base 17 to 862 and encodes 281 amino acids. The transcript is spliced from 13 exons. Gene Ontology annotation, molecular function: monoatomic ion transmembrane transporter activity; citrate transmembrane transporter activity. Gene Ontology annotation, cellular component: mitochondrial inner membrane. Gene Ontology annotation, biological process: mitochondrial transmembrane transport; citrate transport; monoatomic ion transport. The record is from RefSeq and is a predicted model, not a curated record.
GCGGGCGUCAGUGGCCAUGGCGGAUACAGCGACUACAGCAUCAGCGGCGGCGGCUAGUACCGCGAAUGCCUCGACCGAUGCACCUCCUUUCCAGCUGGGCAAACCCCGCUUCCAGCAGACAUCCUUCUACGGCCGCUUCAGGCACUUUUUGGAUAUCAUCGACCCUCGCACACUCUUUGUCACUGAGAGACGUCUCAGAGAGGCUGUGCAGCUGCUGGAGGACUACAAGGAUGGGACCCUGCGCCCGGGGGUCACCAAUGAACAGCUCUGGAGUGCACAGAAAAUCAAGCAGGCUAUUCUACAUCCGGACACCAACGAGAAGAUCUUCAUGCCCUUUAGAAUGUCAGGUUACAUUCCUUUUGGGACACCAAUUGUGGUUGGUCUUCUCCUGCCCAACCAGACACUGGCAUCCACUGUCUUCUGGCAGUGGCUGAACCAGAGCCACAACGCCUGUGUCAACUAUGCAAACCGCAAUGCUACCAAGCCUUCACCGGUAUCCAAGUUCAUACAGGGCUACCUGGGAGCUGUCAUCAGUGCCGUCUCCAUUGCUGUGGGCCUUAAUGUCCUGGUUCAGAAAGCCAACAAGUUCACCCCAGCCACCCGCCUUCUUGUCCAGAGAUUUGUGCCGUUCCCUGCUGUAGCCAGUGCCAAUAUCUGCAACGUGGUCCUGAUGCGGUACGGGGAGCUAGAGGAAGGGAUUGACGUCCUGGAUGCUGAUGGCAACCUUGUGGGCUCCUCCAAGAUCGCAGCCAGACAUGCCCUGCUGGAGACAGCGCUGACGCGAGUGGUCCUACCUAUGCCCAUCCUGGUGCUGCCCCCCAUCGUCAUGUCCAUGCUGGAGAAAUUGAAACAUCUCAAUUAGAGCCUGAGAUUGCCAGGGCCACGAGCAGCCGGACAGUGGUGUACAACAAGGGACUGUGAGUGGUGGCCAGCGGCCUGGGGACGGAGCCUUGUCCAGGCCGUAGCACUGGGGGCAGGGAAGGAGACCCAUGGUCUGCACCUGCAGGGAGGGUCCAGCUGACCCCACCAGUCCUGGGCCACCUAGGGGAGCACUCACCCUGCAGUGAUAAGGAGACUAAUCCAUUUACAUUUUAACAUAGGGGACAGGAAUUCUGAUACAUUUCCUAUAACAAAUCAAGUGCAUUUCAGAGCCUUACGUGGGGUUAUCAAAACUCCAUUCAGCACAAUUAUGUGUGAAGCUGAAAAAUGGUAGAGCGCCAGAGGAGUAGAAUUGGGAUCCUUUUAUAUUUUGGUUUCUUUUUAAUUUUCCCUUUUUAUCAGAAUCAGGUCUGAACCUGGGUUGCAGCUGGCUGGAAGGGACAGGUCGACAGGUGGUAGGAGGCGGAAUAGGCCUGGGAGCUGGGUUGGUUUGCUGGCCGGGCUGGUAGAUUUAGGAUAUCAGUGGCCAGGCCAGGUCCCUGGGCUGGCGCAGGGAUGGGAGGAGGGUGGUCUGCACCCCACAGGAUGAACUAGCCACAACUAGGUUCUCAGGAGGUGGCCCAGGGAAUAAAGGAGCACUGGAGACCUCUGGAAGAUUCCGUGGGCAGCUGGCUGUGAACAUGGCCAGCUCUUAACCAUGACACAGGUGCAGAACCCGUCCCUCUGAGUGAAGCCAUGUGACAUGGGCUAGGGUCACCCUUCAUGGAGCCCUAACUAAUUCAAGGCUCCUGAGAUGACCCCAGCUCCAGGCAGGGAACCCCAAGAAGAAACAAUGCUUGGCAAGAACCACGGGCCUGCACUUGGCUUCUGCGGGAAGAUCCUCCUUCUAGGCACCGGGCUGAGGGUGGGGUUGGAGCUGGGCCACCUGCUGUCCUGGGAGCCUCUCCAGCCUGAGGCUGCCUGCCCCAUCCCAUCCUUUCCUGAGUAGGACAGUCUCAUCCCUGAGAGCACCAAGGCCAAAUCCUUAAGCAACUGUCUGAGAGGCAGCAUCGACCGGGAACGGCAGUCCCCAGCUCUGGCUCUGACUGUGUAACCUUGGACAGGUCCAUUUCCUUCUCUGAGCCUCCACCCCCUGUCUGGAACCAGAGGACUGGAUCAGGGGGUUCCCACUGGCUCUUCCAGCUAGACCUCAUCUUUGCCUGUCCUGCUCAGAUGCUGGUCAUCCCAUGCACGUCCCCAACAUGGACACUAGACUGGGAAAGGGGCAGGCCCCUUGGGAGUGGCUAGCAGUUGGCCUCAAAACCUGGACCUUGCCCUUCAGUAUAUGACCUCACAUUCCCAGGAGCACUUGACCUUUGCCAAACACUUCACAGUUCUGGAGGAAAAGGGAGCAUGGAUGCCCGGGCCUGAGUGUGGGGCCACACCUGCCUGCCACCUCUCACCCCCACAGGCUCAGAGCUCCUUGUUGUUGGCUCCCGUCUCCCUCCCAUUUGCAGGCAAGAAGGAGAGCUCUCCAGAGGGAAGCUCUCUGGGUAGGGGUGAGCGAAGUGACUCCCAGGGACAUGCAGCCCCUGGGCCUCCCCUCCCUGGUGACUCUGCCUUGGGAGAAAUCUGGGCUGAAGGUGAACACAUGCAUGUGCAGGAAAAGGCAAGUGCAGGACACCAGGGCGUGCCCACAGGUGGCCUUGCAGCAUCUUAAGGCAGGGCUAGUUUGGUUAGGAGGGUCUUCUGUGGGUAUUGACACCAGGCACCCACCCAGAAGCCCUGGUGCCUUCCCUCAGCCAGUCCCUGGCUACUCACCAGCUAGCUCCGCAGGACGUUGCCCUGAGCGGCCCACUGCUCUCCUGAGGAGCAGCCCAGCUCCUUCCCAUCAGGAAGGGGAGAAGGCAUAGACAAGCGUGGGGAGGAAAACAGCAGAAGGAGAGGGGUGUCACGAUGUUGAAGGGGAAGGUGUUUUUAAGCCAAUCCUGCUGUAAUGUGAAAGUGCCAAUCAAUGACUGCUGGGCUGUGCCGGUCUCUAGGCCUGGACUGGGGACUGGGCACAUCUGGGUCUUCUUUUGAAAAGUUCACUUCAAGCUAACCUGUCACAGGGUCUUCUUGUUCUUGUGUACUUUAUCUUCAUACCAAAACUGCCUACCUGAUUCCACCCAAUCCCCUCCUGGGGCCUGGCAGAGGGGAGCAUGUUGGUUGCCCAGCCCUGCCCCACCCCUGUGACCUCAGCAUCCCAUAAACUAUUUGCUUUGUCCCCCAGAUGGUUUCCAUCAUACUCCCAAAUGCAAUUUCAGGUGAGCUAAGGGGGUUGUUCCUGUGGGGUGCCCUGGCAAAGGAUCCUUAUAGCUCAGGGCAGUGUUGACAGGGACAGCUCUGAAAACCCCAUGAGGGGAAACUUUUGGCUAACACCUGUGCCGCACUCUGCUGACUCCAGAGGCAGACUGGCUCAGGACUGGGGAGGAGGUCAAGCCUGGACCUGCAGUCAGGAGGGGACUAGACCAGCUGUGACAAUACAGGCCACACCUGCAGCUGGUUCUCCAGCUCUGCUAUCCCUGCCCAACCGUCCUCUGGUCACCAGACUUUCUCUCAGGCUUGGCGAUGCCCUUCUCCCACUUCCAGAGAGCAAUCUGAGGGUUCAGGGAUCAGAAGCCCAAGAUAUCAAGAUGGCUGCCAAGUCAAGAUGGCUGACAGACCCCUUUCCACUUCCUUAU